Molecule: messenger RNA, 561 nt
Organism: Nicotiana attenuata
Lineage: Eukaryota; Viridiplantae; Streptophyta; Magnoliopsida; Solanales; Solanaceae
Exons: 1
Coding region: 1-561 (186 amino acids)
Source: RefSeq, a predicted model, not a curated record
AUGAAAGAACUUGGAGAAGUUAGAUACUUCUUAGGCAUAGAAUUUGCUAGAGCAAAAGAGGGCAUUCUUAUGACUCAAAGAAAAUAUGCCUUAGAGAUUAUUUCUGAUGUAGGCUUGGCAGGUUCUAAGCCCAAAGAGACACUAAUAGAGCAGAACUUGAAGCUGAAAAGCACUAAGUUUGACACUUGCACAGACACAAGUAAGGGAGAUGAGCUGCUGGAAGACAUGGGGAGCUAUCAAAGGCUCAUAAGAAAGCUUUUGUAUCUUACAAUAACAAGGCCAGAUAUCUCAUAUGCAGUGCAGUCACUAAGCCAGUUUAUGCAUGCACCUAAGAAGUCUCAUUAUGAAGAAGCACUUCAUGUAGUAAAGUACAUUAAGAAGCAACCAGGGUUGGGGCUAUUAAUGUCAAGUGAUAACAAUGAAGAAAUAGAAGCAUUCUGUGAUUCAAAUUGGGCAUCGUGUCCUAUGUUAAGAAAAUCUGUUACUGGAUACUGUGUUGAACUUGGGAUUUCAACCAUAUCCUGGAAAGCUAAGAAGCAACAUACUGUGUCUAGAAGCUGA